GCACUUAGAAGAACAAGUAGACUAAUGGAUUAGAUAUGUAUCCACCUCUGCAUUUCCAUCAUCCUCAUCAUCAUCAUCAAUUCAGCAGCAUCAUCAUUAUCAUCAUCAGCUACCUUUCUACUUUGUCCGUUUCACAACUGACCAAUCUAUCUUGCCAAAAAUCCUUUCUCUCUCUCUCUUAGCUUGGCUUCUUCUGCCUUUAAGCUGUUCCUGUCUAAACGUCCGUACGUUCAAGUUUGUUCUGGAUGCUUUUGUGCUCUCUUGUCACUUGUCAAACACAUCUCUGAGAUCUUUGUCUGAUUCCAAAGAAGAUGGAAGCCUCCAAAAGUAGUUUUCUUGUAGAGGUGAACAACAUUGAGAAACAGCUAUGGACAUUAAUCCAUACAAAAGGUAUACUGCAUCCAGAUGUUUCAGAGCUAUACACGAAAGCAGGUUCGACCUACGAGCACAUCUUCAAAAGCAAUCUCCAGCAAGAAGAGCUUCAAGAAGCAGAGUUCUGUCUUUGGAAGCUUCACUACAAACACAUAGAUGAGUUUCGAAAAGGCCUCAAAGCAGAUGAUCCUGCCAAGUCAAACACUCAUAUCAAAGCAUUCAAGCUGUUUCUGUUGAGAGCUGCAGAGUUUUACAGGAAUCUGAUUUCAAAAGUCAGAGGAUAUGACUACAAGGGACUCUCUGAGGAAUCUAGAGGAAAAAGCAGAUUCUUAUGCCAUCGUUUCUAUAUCUGUCUUGGAGAUCUCGAAAGGUAUAAAGAACAGUAUCUGAAAGCACAUGGACAUUGCGAUUGGUCAACUGCAGCUACAUACUAUCUUGAAGCUGCAAAGUCUUGGCCUGAUAGUGGCAAUCCUCAUAACCAGCUAGCUGUAUUGGCCACUUAUGUUGGUGAUGAGUUCUUGGCUCUUUACCACUGUGUGAGAAGCUUAGCUGUGAAAGAACCUUUUCCUGGUGCUUCCAACAAUUUUAUUUUGUUGUUUGAGAAGAACAGGUCUUCUCCUUUGCAGUCUCUAUCUACUGAUGCAGAGUUUAACUUCUUAAACCCAUCAGAGAGAAAUGUCACUGUAAAAAACUUUGAUUUCUCAAAAGUAAAAGGAGAGUCAGAGUCUGGAACUGACUUAUGGCCACUUGUUGUUCGAACAAUAAGCUUCUUCGUCCUUAAAUCCAGUUUCGAUGAGUUUGGUUGCACAUUUGCAUCAACUAUGAGAGAGUUGGAUGAAGCGUUUGCAGCAGAUGAUAGAAACCUAGAAGCCAUGUUGGAGUCUUAUCAAGUUAUGGACUCGGCUAGAAAGGGACCUUAUAGAAUCCUCCAACUUGUUGCGGUUUUCGUCUACAUCUUCCACAACUUAGCCGAGUUUAAUGAACCAGACAAGGCGGAAGAGGAAGUAAAGCUAACAAACUUAGCAUUAACAAUGGUGUUCAUCAUCAUGGGGCGAGUUGUUGAGAGGUGUUUGAAGACUAGUCCCUUGGAUUCUUGCACUCUCUUACCUUCUCUACUUGUAUUUCUAGACUACUUGCCGUUUCUGCUUCACAAGGCAGAAGAAGAAGGUUGCAGACUUGAGGAGAAGAGCGAGAUUGCUAUAUCUUACUUCUUUAGCAAACUUGUUGAUUUCUUGAACCGUUUAAAGGUGAAAGGACAAAACUGUUCUGCUGAAGUGAUGGUAGCUCUUUGGGAAGAUCAUGAACUGAGGUCCUUGUCUCCUCUGGCUCAUAUACAUCUACUUCUAGAUUUCUCAACUCAUAAGGAACUAAGAGAGAGUUUUGAAAGAGGGAAAGAGCUUCGUCUUCAACGGAUUGUCAAUUCCACUAUUGAGAUCACAAAUAGACAGAGGUGGUUAUACUUUGACAAGCAAGGCACUCGUUUCUACACAACUUCAGGUGAAAGACAAUGCAAAGAAGAGCUCUCUCACAGAAAACGUGUUACUAUAGGAAAGGUUGAGAUCAUCCCUUGUGGGAACGAAAGAUCUGUGCCUGCAGAAGAGGAAGAAGUCAUUCUUCUCAAGCCGCUCGUAAGGUGUCAAUCUGCUCCAAUCUCUUCUUCUGGCAUUGCUGCGAAGCCACUCAGCUCUGAUGACACAAGUUCAGGAAAUCAAACAACAACUUCACCUGAUGAAAGCCUAAGACGUACCUCAUCACUCAUUGUGAACCAUAGCCCAGAGGAUACUAACUCUGGAAGUUUCAGCUUCAUGCAAGGUCUUAAGAAUACAGAUCCUCACAUAGAAGAAGGCACAGUCUCAGAAAGACCUCCAUCGCUGAGCGCGUGGGUAGUUGACAAGAGUAAAGAGAAAAGUAAACCAAAUGGUUUGAGCCCUAUUGAUGAAACAGGUCCUGUGACAUCCUUUGAUAGUCUCUCAGUUAGUAGCAGCAUCACUGAGCAUCCUGCUUCUUCGUAUUCACCUCCUAUUCCGUCUGCUCCAUUACUACCUGAAGACGCUUCUUGGUUUCAUAACAAAGCAGAGAGCUUCUAUGACCAGACAAGAUAUAUGGAACCCCCUGGUUUCAUGAAGUCAUUCACAAACCCACCAUUUGUUGGGGUUUCUUCUUCUGAAUGGUUACGUCGAUACAGAGAAAGUCAGAAUCUUAGACCAGCCAAUUCUUACCAGGCUCAGGGGACAAACAAUUUGAGAAACUUCUUGGAUCAUGGAUCACCCAAGUUCAGUCUCUUAGCUAGGUACGGGACACCAAAUGAUCAAUCAAUGACCUCUUCAGAAAACUCAAUGGUUUAUCCUCAGCUCUACAUGGAGGACCAUGAACCUAGAGGACAGAAGUUGCGCAACGGUCAAGAAAGCACAAAAGAGGGUUAUGGCUUCAGUGAUGACCCUGGACCGUUUCUUAGGUACCUGAGAGAGAAAGAGCUCAAUGAGAAUGGUCAGAGGUUAAGAGAACCUUCUCCUGCAUAUAUGAACAACUAGAGAUGCACAAGUGAGUUAAAAGGAAACUGUUACAAGUAGUAACAACCUAUAGAUAUCGUUCUUAUUUCCUUGUAUUUGUUGUUCAAUUUUGCAAGAGAAUGAAAACACAUCAACAAAAAAGUUUGGUUGUACAUAAAGUAACAAACAAAGUGAACAUCAAAAGUUUUUUCAAGUUCA
Raphanus sativus (radish) is the source of this 3080-nucleotide messenger RNA. Its product is annotated as nonsense-mediated mRNA decay factor SMG7-like. Gene Ontology annotation, cellular component: telomerase holoenzyme complex. The record is from RefSeq and is a predicted model, not a curated record. Gene Ontology annotation, biological process: nuclear-transcribed mRNA catabolic process, nonsense-mediated decay. The coding region runs from base 312 to 2903 and encodes 863 amino acids. Lineage: Eukaryota; Viridiplantae; Streptophyta; Magnoliopsida; Brassicales; Brassicaceae. Gene Ontology annotation, molecular function: telomerase RNA binding; telomeric repeat DNA binding; protein binding. The transcript has 6 exons.